AUGCCCCGCGCUGACGCGAAGGCUCUCGCCCGUCGGAAACGCCGCGAGGAGAUUACUACCCACUUUUUCCCAGCCCCUCUCGCACGCAACCGCUACCGCGUGCACUCGCUCAUCGGCGAGGGCGCGUAUGGCGUAGUUUGCUCUGCUAUCGACACCACGACCAACCAUCGUGUCGCUGUCAAGCGUAUUCUCAAAUGUCUGGGCACGCACCCUAUGGCUACACGCGUAUUACGCGAGCUCAAGUUUCUGCGCAUGCUCUCUGCGCACCAAAACAUCAUCCAGGUCAAGGACGUACUGCUCCCGAGCGAUAUUGAUAGAUUUAACGACACGUUUGUCGUGUUUGAGCUCAUGCCGACCGAUCUCAACCGCCUGCUCAAGACGGACACCACGCUGACGCACGCACACAUCAAGUACUUUAUGUUUCAGCUGCUGUGCGGGAUCAAUUUCAUGCAUGACGCGCGCGUAUUCCACCGCGACCUCAAGCCAAACAACGUGCUGAUCAACGGCCGUUGCCAGCUGCGCAUCUGCGACUUUGGUCUUGCACGCGCGGCGUUUGAGGACGGACCUGACACGCUGUUCUGGACGGACUAUGUGGCGACGCGGUGGUACCGUGCGCCGGAGCUGAUCAUGGCGUACUACACCAAAUACUCGACGGCGAUCGACUUGUGGUCGGUGGGAUGCAUCUUUGCGGAAAUGUUGGGCGGCGGCAAGGUGCUAUUUGAAGGGAAGAACUCACGGCAUCAGAUCGAGUUGAUCACAGACGUGAUCGGGCCGCCGCCCGCGAGCGCGAUUCAGAAGCUGCGAGACCCGCAGGCGCGACGGGUGUUGUCGGAGUUUCAAAACAUGACGCAACCGCAACGGCCGUUGGAUACGCUGUUUCCGGAUGCGGAUCCGCUUGCGAUCGACGUGUUGCGCGGGAUGCUUGCGUUUGACCCUGAUGAAAGGAUCUCUGCGGUCGAGGCGUUGCGAUACCCUUACUUCUCCGAGUAUUUACACUUGGGACUGGGGGCAAAAGCCGAGCCACUACCCGCGAGUGAGUUUAAUUUUGAGCGGUCUAAGCUGUCACCCGACCAAAUGCGGGAAGAGUUUCUGCGUGAGAUCUUGCAUUACCACCCCGAGGCGUCGGUAGAGGUACUGCGGCGAUGGUCGACAGGGCAUGCUUAUCAGGUGCGGUCAGCGGUGGACCAGUUUGGACGGGAGGUGAGUCGGCUGGUGCAAAAUAAUCCCGGGAUGCCGAUCGCCAGUCAGACGCUACAGGAGAGAGUGAUGGAGGAGAUUACGCAGGAGAAUCGGAUGGUGGAGACGUAUGCGGAGCGAAGGCAACAUGUGACGAUGACGGAGAGUGAGAUGAGUCAGUUUAUGCAGCGAUGAGUAGUGUACGGUAGAUGGACACUGUAGGUACGGGAAUGGGCGGUGUAAAAAAGUAUUUAGGGGACGAGGGGAAGGCGGUUCCGGGUUGAGGAUAUAUGAAGAGGCGUGGUGGAGUGGUUUUGGUAUUUGGAUAGGGGAGUGCAGUAGAGUAUGUAGGAGUCGGGUAGAAGCAAGUGCUAAAAGGACUAGCUAUGACUUGA
Chondrus crispus (carragheen) is the source of this 1571-nucleotide messenger RNA. RefSeq names its product Mitogen-activated protein kinase 9, MPK9. NCBI's taxonomy places the organism in Eukaryota, Rhodophyta, Florideophyceae, Gigartinales, Gigartinaceae. Gene Ontology annotation, biological process: intracellular signal transduction; protein phosphorylation. Gene Ontology annotation, molecular function: ATP binding; MAP kinase activity. Gene Ontology annotation, cellular component: cytoplasm; nucleus. The transcript has 2 exons. Bases 1 to 1371 code for a protein of 456 amino acids. The record is from RefSeq and is a predicted model, not a curated record.